GUAUGUCAACUCUGCUGCUGAGCGGCAAGGAGGUACAGCUAUGAGAAAGUCUUUUCACUAUGCUUCCUUGAGGGUAAAGAGCAAAAAAUGGCCCAAAGGCGGUUCUCUGAACAACAGCAGCCGACGGCGGAUUUCCUGUAAAGAUUUGGGUCACGGUGACUGUGAGGGUUGGUUGUGGAAGAAGAAGGAUGCCAAAGGUUACUUCACUCAGAAGUGGAAAAAAUAUUGGUUCGUCCUGAAGGAUUCCUCCCUCUACUGGUACACUAACCAAAAUGAUGAAAAAGCAGAAGGAUUCAUCAGUUUACCAGAGUUCAGAAUAGACAGAGCAAUUGAAUGCAGAAGGAAACAAUGGAUGAACCGUCUAGGCCUGGCUGCCAUUGGUUACACACCUGAUGACAAGGAUAUUCGGCCAGAUGAAGCAGAUUAUUGGAGUGAAAGUGACCAGGAAGACACUGACAACUCAUUAAUGCUGAAGCAAGAAGGACCCAUCGUGCUUUGUGACUCCUACCACCGGACUCCCUCCAUGAAUUCGUCAAGUCCAUUCCCUGAGCCCAAACACGGCCGACACUUCUCCAGUGAAUCAACCUAUUCCCAUUCUUCUGCAGAAGAAUCCCGUCAGGAUCCAGCAGGGAACACACACUCUGCAGGAGGUUCUAGACCCCCCUACAGAGAACGGCGUUCGUGGCAGGAUCUUAUAGAGACGCCACUGACCAGUUCAGGACUCCAUUUUCUCCAGACUGUUCCUACUGACUCAGACUAUGUGAAUGAGAGAUUUGGGGUGUCGCCGGAGAGGCGGCGACAAGCCACCUUACCCGUCCAGAGACGCCACAACCACGAUCAGGAUGGUCCUUUCCCAUUGGUCGAGUGCUACAAAGGUCAGAAUUCUCACUCUAGGCCCCAGAAGCAAAGAAGUCAAAGCCUUCCACGCAAUCGAGACGUCCGAAUCAAAGGGCGAGUAAAAACGAGUGGGAUCACUGAAGAGCGGUUGGAAGAGGAAUUGGCUAUUAAAAAGCCGAGUAAUUUGUGUGAAGAUGAAAAAGUAGAAGAACGAAGGAAGAGCACAGAUGGCCUUCAUGAACUCUACAAGACUUUGGAGCAAGCCAGUUUGUCAGCCUUUGGAGAGCAACGUCCUUCCACCAAGCAAGAAUUCCGGAGGUCCUUCGUAAAGAGAUGCAAUGACCCUGUCAUCAAUGAAAAGUUGCAUCGCAUCAGAGUACUGAAGAGUACUUUAAAAGCCAAGGAAGGAGAUCUGGCCCUGAUCAACAACUUGCUCCACGAACCUAACUUGACGUCCAAGAAAUUCAAAGAAUGGAAAACAAAGAACUAUGAGUUUUUUCUGGACAUUUGUGAGUACAGCGGUGCUUUGAAAGCCCAGAACGGAGCUUCUGAACUCACCAUUACGGCCUCUCUGCUCACACACACACAUUCCUUCAUCGAAACCCACGUCUGACCACAUGAGGGAUUGUCCGACGAGGGCGAAGAACCACCGGGAAGGGGGGGGGAACGAUCCCUUGUGACAAAACACUGUAACCCGUGUCAAAAUAAUGUAUCCAGCUAUAUUGUAAAUAGAUUGGAUAAGAAUUUAGUACCAUCGGAUGCCUACUGCAUUGCAUGACAAGACAGACUUCUUUGAUUUAUUUUAUUCCCCUUUUCUGGAAUUAUUUCAGGUUGUUUUCCAAUUCUGCUUUAGUAAGAAGCGGUGUAGAAGGACGAAC
This is a messenger RNA of Protobothrops mucrosquamatus (brown spotted pit viper), 1715 nucleotides long. RefSeq names its product connector enhancer of kinase suppressor of ras 2-like. The record is from RefSeq and is a predicted model, not a curated record. The annotation marks the transcript as partial. The transcript is spliced from 9 exons. Lineage: Eukaryota; Metazoa; Chordata; Lepidosauria; Squamata; Viperidae.